GAGAGAGAGAGAGAGAGAGAGAGAGAGAGAGCAACUGUGUGACAGAGGGAACGAGAACGAGGCAGGCUGCUUAGGGGAGUGAGAGAGCCAAGGACGAAAUAAGGAACACAUUUUACAAGUGCAGGAAGAGGGAGGAUCGCAGACGAGGGACUCCUUCUCUACUGGGCACCUGGGACACAGUCACUGUGCUUCUCUUCACGCUCGUCUUCUACCUGGAUCCCAGUGGAUUGGCUAACCAACCGGUGGAUUCUUUAUUUUUAAUAGACGCUCGUGCCACAUCAUUCAAAAACUGGGACCUUUCCUCCACGUUAUCUACAUCCCCCCCUCUGGCUCGACCGCUACAGACUGAGAUUGCUUCCUUGCAUCUGUGCUCGGCUCUCUGUGUUGUGAGUCUGCUCCGUGCACAAAGUGCAUCUGUCGGCAAUCCGGUGCUGAGGAUAUCUCCACUCUGUCAACCAGGACGGAACGCAGCCACCGUCGGAUCAGACUACAGAGGCGAGCGAGAGAGAGAGACCGUGUGUGUAUGUAAGAGAGGGACACACAGAGAGAGAGCGAGAGAGAGAGAGAGAGCGCGAGAGAGAGAGGGGCAGUGAGAGAGAGUCCGAUCCCCAGCGUGUCUGAGACAGAGGCAGAUUAAAGCCCGGGCGAAGGACUGGAGUGAAACAGCUCUCAUAGAGAAGUGAACCUAAACGUCCUCUCCCGUUUUCCUCGCCAUCCCUUUCCUCCUCCUCUCCUCCUCUUCUUCCUUCUCCCAUUUUCCAACAUUCAGAGGACUGACAGUCGCUACUGCCACCUGCGCCUCUUCACAUCUCCUCUUUUCCUCCUCUUCCUCUACCUCACCCUUAUAGUACGUUACCGACCACUGGCGCUUGUGGUUCUAGCACUUGUGGAAAUAUUUCCAUUGAUCCCGGCAGUGAGAGAGCGAAAGACUGAGUGAGCAUCCGCCCUGAGGCUCUGGAACGGUGAGCUUCCCCAUCAGCAGCAGACAUUCUCCCCAUCUGCUGUCCGGCGCGCGAAACCCCCGUCUUCUCCCUGGAGGACCGGUUAGCGACAGAGCGGUGCGGACGGCAAAGACAGGAAUCGCACAGCCUCCCCCGCUGCCUCUAUCCCAUUGCUAGCUACUUGGCAGCUUGCGACCCCCGUGUCACCAUUCCCUGCCUCAGUGCUAAGGAUUCCAGCUACAUGGGCAAGCGAUUGGAGCAGCAGCCAAUGUACCCUCAGUACACCUACUACUACCCCCACUAUCUCCAGACCAAGCAGUCCUAUGCUCCACCCCCUCAUCCCAUGGCUCCUCCCAGCCCAAGCACCAACAGCUGCAGCCAGGGAGGGGCGGAGCAGCUGAGUAAGACCAACCUGUAUAUCCGAGGCCUGCCACCUGGGACCACCGACCAGGACCUCAUCAAACUCUGCCAACCGUAUGGAAAAAUAGUGUCAACCAAGGCCAUCCUGGAUAAAAACACCAACCAGUGCAAAGGCUAUGGCUUUGUGGAUUUUGACAGCCCAGCUGCAGCACAGAAGGCUGUGUCGUCUCUCAAAGCCACCGGGGUGCAGGCCCAAAUGGCCAAGCAACAGGAGCAGGACCCCACCAACCUGUACAUCUCCAACCUGCCGGUGUCGAUGGAUGAGCAGGAGCUGGAGAACAUGCUGAAGCCCCUGGGUCAUGUCAUCUCCACGAGGAUACUGAGGGAUGCCAACGGGGUCAGCAGAGGAGUCGGCUUCGCCAGGAUGGAGUCCACAGAGAAAUGUGAAGUAGUGAUACAGCAUUUCAAUGGCAAAUACCUGAAAACCCCGCCAGGCAUUCCAGCUCCCACGGAGCCUUUGCUGUGCAAAUUUGCCGACGGAGGGCAGAAGAAACGCCAGAGCCAGAGCAAGUACCCUCAGAACGGGAGGCCGUGGCACAGAGAAGGCGAGACUGGCAUGGCGUUAACGUAUGAUCCCGCUGCAAUGCAGAAUGGGUUCUACUCCUCGCCUUACAGCAUCGCCACCAACCGCAUGAUUGCACAGACCUCCAUCACGCCCUUCAUCGCUGCUUCCCCCGUUUCCACAUAUCAGGUCCAGAGUACGUCAUGGAUGCCUCAUCAACAAUAUGUUAUGCAACCUACAGGUGCAGUGAUCACGCCAGCCAUGGACCACACUAUGUCCAUGCAGCCUGCCAGCAUGAUGGGCCCUCUCGCCCAGCAGAUGAACCAUCUGUCCCUGGGCACUACAGGAAGUUACAUGACUGCUGCAGCUGCCGCGGCGCCUAUGCAAGGGACCUACAUUCCCCAGUACACUCCUGUGCCUCCAACAGCCGUCCCUGUCGAAGGAGUGGUGACGGACGCCUCCCCCCAGACAGUGGCUCCCUCGUCACAGGAGGUGGCUGGCCAGCAGCAGCAGAUCCAGGUGGACAGUGCUGCCGACCAUGUUCCUGCUUACUCAUACCAGUCCAAAUAACGGCCUGAGCGAAUGUUCCUGUGACAGCGUUGCCUUGAGACAGAAGGUGGCUGCACUGUGUAUGUGAGGAAAAGAGAAAAGAAAGAGAUUGCUUCCAGAUUGCCCAGGCACCAAAAAAGAGACACUUUUUUCAGUUCCUACCUGGCCUACGAGAAAAAAAAAGGGGGGGAAAGGAGAGAAGGAGGCAAGGAGAGAAGGAGGCGAAGAGUGCUGAGGAAGGAGAUGGGAAAGUUGCUGGGCACAGUGCAAAAAAAGUGAAAUUGUUUAGUCUGGAAACCUGCCGGAAGGGCUGGGCUGAAGCUUGAAAGGUUUCUCAAAGGAAAUUCUCAACCAAUACAAAAAAAAGGAUAGAAAAAAAAAAAAAAAAAAGGUUGAGUUCGCAGGUAGGCAAUGAAAUUUAUUUUGUAAUUAGAAAACGGGAGUCAAGUUUGAAAUACACACAGAGAUUGUCUUCCUCAGAUAUUAAGCUACAAUUUCUUUUCACUCUUUUUUAUGUUCUAGUGUUACAUUUUACUUUUCUAGAUAUAUUCGAAAACAAAGUGUUUUUUUUUUCUUUCUUGAAUCUUCAUGGCCUUAAUUUGAAGGGCAUCAGAAACUUUUUACAGAGUUUAAGUCUGACGUCUGGUUAGGAAUAAAAAAAAUAAGCAAACAAAAUCAGUCUCUUGGACCACUUGGAGGGUACAAGACACUGGAGGAGUUGUUCUAAAGAGGAAAAAAGAAUCUAUCACAUAAGCUGUACAGAUUUAAUAGAGAAGAGCUUUUUUUCUUUUCUUCAUUAGAAGAAAACUUUGAUAAUUAUUAUGUCAGAGGUAACUAAGUGUCAGAAGAAAACAAAAUGUCUGUUGGGGAAAAAGACUUGUGGGGGGAGGGGGGGCUUUGAAGAGAUUUUUCACAAUGAGGAAAAAAUGAAAACAUAAGAAAACAUGCUGCAUUGUGGAUACAGCACUGUUGCAAAUGCUGAACUUGUUUUUAUUAUCAUUAUUAUUAUUUUACAUGGCAAAGUUGCUGUCAAUGACAUUAGUGCUUUUUAUCUGCCACAUUUUACCUUUUUUAUGAGCUUAAAGAUGUUUUUAGCCCGCUUUGCUUGUCACACUGUAAAAAGGAGGAGAAAAUAUGAAAAAAAUUAUAAAAUAAAAAAU
Molecule: messenger RNA, 3572 nt
Organism: Cyclopterus lumpus (lumpfish)
Lineage: Eukaryota; Metazoa; Chordata; Actinopteri; Perciformes; Cyclopteridae
Gene: rbms3
Product: RNA binding motif, single stranded interacting protein
Exons: 14
Coding region: 1183-2433 (416 amino acids)
Cellular component (GO): nucleus; ribonucleoprotein complex; cytosol
Molecular function (GO): mRNA 3'-UTR binding; poly(U) RNA binding; poly(A) binding
Source: RefSeq, a predicted model, not a curated record